Molecule: messenger RNA, 2860 nt
Organism: Selaginella moellendorffii
Lineage: Eukaryota; Viridiplantae; Streptophyta; Lycopodiopsida; Selaginellales; Selaginellaceae
Product: probable serine/threonine-protein kinase dyrk2
Exons: 14
Coding region: 209-2812 (867 amino acids)
Biological process (GO): peptidyl-threonine phosphorylation; peptidyl-serine phosphorylation
Molecular function (GO): protein serine/threonine kinase activity; ATP binding; protein serine/threonine/tyrosine kinase activity
Source: RefSeq, a predicted model, not a curated record
CGGGGAAUAUGCUGUUCUUUUGUUACGUGUCACCCCUCGAUCAGUUGCCCUAACUGACAACGAGCUAGGGCGAACGAUCUCACCGAUCGAGGAAUGCGAGAGAUUUUCGGAUGGAUUCCAAUGCGCGCACGUCGCUGCUCGCGACUGCGCUGUUGUGGUGAGUGCCAACGCGAUCCUUGGCUCCUUCCCGGGAAAUGUGAGCGCUAGAAUGAGGACCGACAACGGUACGAAGCUGGAUUACUUCUCUUCCUGGUCGCAGCACGAUGUUCUUGGCACUCCUCGGCGUGGGAUGAGGCGGCCGUCGCUGGGAUCGUCCAAGGUAGGGCUGCCUGCGGCUCCAAAGUCUGGCGGUCUCAAGAGGAGCAACGAAUUCCGGUCGCAGGCCCUCCCGACGCUCAAUCUGGCCAAGAUCAAGCAAAAUCUGGAGCAGCAGCAGCAGCAGCAGCAGCAGCAGCAGCAGGAAGAAUCGGCCUCGUCGAGCCAGGAUUUGGGAAAGGAUGAAUCGUUUGAGCCGACUGGAACGCAGUCCACUCCAGCUAGUUCUAGAGGGGAUCGAAGGAAUUACCUACUCAAGAGAAGCGCCAAAGAGAGCCCGCUGUUCAAUGCACUUGCUGGGGACUAUGGUGGCGAUCACGCCACAAACAAGGGGUAUCACGCCGAGACCGCGAGGUUCACGGAGAACAGAGAAAAGCUUCCGAAGUACUCGUAUCCUUACUCGGUGACGCAGCUCAUGUCUUCCAGCGAUAGGAAGUUUAACGGGGAUAGCUACGCGGUGAAGAACGGGAGUAUGACGACCAGGAACUUUCAGAACAACAAUGACAGGGAGCCAUCCGAGUCGAGGUUGAGCGGUGGAUUAAACUCGGAGGUGGACAAUGCCAAAACUAAGAAGUCGGAGUCGACUUUGCAAGCUAAGAAGCUGUCGCUGCGCUUGGUGAGUUCUCUGGAGGAGGCACUGGCCAAGGUGAGCAAGCCGGAUUGGGAAGCCAGAAAGCUCUCGCUGCAUUUGACGAAGGAUCCGUUCUCCGUCACGGCGAGGACGAACCAGGAUAGCUAUCCUUCCGUGGCGGCUAAGUUCCACGGGAACCUCCACUACCUCAACUUGAAAGAUGAGAAGCAUUCUCAAGAGGAUGCGGCCAAGAUGAGCGAUAGUUACAGGCUUCACGAGGACUAUAAUUCACAGGGAAGUCAUGGAGCUGUUUCAAAGGAUCGGGCAGAUUGCGUCAAAGUGAAGUCCUUGAAGCUGCCGGUGGACAAGCAUUCAAGUGCUGUUCCUCUUGGCUUUGGUGGCAAUCCUGUUGAAUGCGUUCAGACAGCCAGGCUUGCGAACGCUAUUUCUUCCGAGCAAAAUCCAAGACUAGCCGUUGCAGAUAGGAGUCGCAGAACCUUAAGUAGCUAUCAGAGAAGAAAGAAGACAGAUGCUCCAACUUUCCCGUCUCUUCCACCUGGUGUACUUGCAACACCAGAAAUUGUGCUGAAGCAAUGCUCUAGUCAUAUGAGCGAGUAUGAGCACCAAGAGAUUCUUCCGUACCAAGAAGUCUUUUUUAUCGGCGCCAACUCACACAAAAUACAAACGUCGAGCACGUCUGGCAAUUGUAACUACGGAUAUGACGAUGACAGAGGAGAUUACCUUAUUGUUGAACGCGAUCAUCUGGCUUAUCGGUAUGAAAUAGUGGGUAUUUUGGGGAAGGGUAGCUUUGGUCAAGUGUUGAAGUGCAUUGAUCACAAGCUCAAAUCACUGAGAGCCGUGAAAGUCAUUCGCAACAAGAAAAGGUUUCAUCAGCAAGCGUUGAUUGAAGUCAAGAUUCUGGAGCACCUCCGCGACAAGGCUACAGAAGAAUCUGCCAACUAUAACAUCGUAACCAUCCAUGAGAGCUUCUACUUUCGAGGCCAUUUGUGCAUCACCUUCGAGCUUCACGAUAUCAGCUUGUACGACUUGAUCAAGAAGAACAACUUCCAGGGGAUAAGCAUGGCGGUGAUCAGGGACAUUGCCAUCCAGGUUCUACAGGCACUCAAGUUCUUGCGGAAGCUGCACGUUAUCCAUUGUGACUUGAAGCCCGAGAACAUUCUCCUACACCAUCCUUCGUCCUCAAAGAUCAAAGUGAUCGACUUUGGAUCCAGUUGCUUCGAACAUGAGAAGAUUUAUACAUACAUCCAGAGCCGUUUCUAUCGGUCCCCAGAAGUCAUUCUCGGCCUACCUUACGAUGUCAUGAUUGACGUUUGGAGCUUUGGUUGCAUCCUAGCUGAACUAUGCUCUGGAUGUCCAUUAUUUCCGGGAGAAAACGAAGUGGAGCAGCUAGCUUGUAUGAUGGAGAUUCUUGGGACACCACCAGACUUUUUAUUGGAGAAUGCGACGCGAAAAAAAAUGUUCUUCGAUAGCAGCAAUCACCCGAGGAUAGUUCCCAACUCUUGGGGAAAGAAGUACUGGCCUGGAACCAAGAACCUCUCGACGGCACUUCGGUGCAACAACCCACUCUUUAUCAACUUUUUGGAAUGCUGCCUGCGUUGGGAUAAAAACCAGCGAAUGACUCCGGACGAUCUCCUACAACACGCAUGGAUUCUUGAGGUACCAACGUCCGCAAACAGGCUUCCUUUACAGCCUUCCAAUCAGGACACGAGUAAGAGAAGAUCGAUGAAGAGCUCCGAAACUCCUCACAGAUCUUUCAAGCAAUCCAAGCAAAACUCCACCAGUGUCGUCAAGAGCCACCUAAAGCUUAGCAAUUUGGGCAAGUGCGCCGACAUUCCCAACGUAUUGCCGCCCAUUGGAGAGGCGCUCACAUUUAGAACUCUACAAGAGAGGAAGAAGGCCGUGUAAAAGUUUCACAAAAUUUUAAAUCGCGAGGAUAUUCGGUUUUUUUUAUUU